GUUACUACUAAUCUCGCCCUGUGUAAUAGAUGCUUUAUAAACAAGAACAUCGACUGUUACCACGAGAAGCAAAGAACUCAAUUCAUCCUAAAAUUUUCGUUUUCUCAUAACAAGACAUGGCAACAAAAUUCGUUGAUAUCAAAGAAGAGCAACGACAACAAUCGAAAAAGUCGCAUUAAUAAAGUAGAGUCCAGCCUCCAGCGUGAAGAUCCGGCAACGCCGAAGGAAAUUAAUUGACGUUUCGGUGACGUUAUUUAUCUGUUUGUGGUUAUGUUGUUUUUUUUUAGUUUAAAAGUUUACCCAAAUUAAAAGAUAAUACUAAAAAAAUGUCGAACAGCCACUUAUUUUUAAAACCUGGCUUCAUAAAUGUGCCGCUACAGAACGGUGUAGGACGAUAUGUUAGUCAGUUACAACGGGUCGUUUUGAAGUUCUGCAAAAACAAUGGAUCUAGUCGUGGCAUGAGGGAAUUUAUAGAAUCAGGACUUGUGAAUUUUGCCAAGGAAAACCCUGGCGUGGUUGUUUACCUGAAGCCUAGAAGACAUAGGUCAGCAGUUAUCAAAGCUGAGUACUUGAAUGGAGAUGAACAGUGGAUGAGCUGCAGAAACUCCACACAAGAAGAGAUCUCAAAAUGGUUGAAUCUGCUCGUUUGUCAGUCCAAGAACCACACAGGAACUAGAAUUCGGAAGUUAUGGCACACAGAUCACCCAUCCAUCCAGGGCCCAUGGACACCGUUUACAUUCAGAGAUCCAAAGCUGAACUUGGCCACAUUCCCGAAUGAAGAGUUGGCUAAGCCCAAAGACAGUGAUGUGUCCAAUCAUGAGAGGUUAAUUGAGCUGUUCAAAAAGCAGAAGUUAGGAGAUUUAGAAAAUAGAAGAGGGGAAUAGUAAUAUAUUGUUUCCGUUGAAAUUUAGAUUGUUAGUUAGAUUUAACACACCAAUAAACAUUUUCAAAGUAAUAUUGCAUAUUUCACAGUUUGAUUUUCAAUGCUGUAAUGAAAAUGUGUAAAGAUUGUGGCUUGCGAGGUUUCUAAUUCUUACAAUACUUAUUGAUAUCACUAUUAAGGAAAGUGAAAUCUGUAGCUAACAGGAGGAUCCAACAAGAGACAUCUAGAACUUUACCUUUACCAAAGGUCGUUAUAUUACAAAAUUCAUUGAAAAAUAUAGGAUGCUAAAUUGACAUAUAUGUAUCCUCGAUAAUUGCUUCACUUUUCAAGUCAUUAUACUUAGCACAUCGAGACAGUAUCUAGAGUGGUGCUAUUUUUUGCUAUAUGAAACACAUUUGUAUCAUAACAAAGGCUAGCUCAAGUUUCACUGUAUAUAUCAGUAGUAGCAACUGAAGUCUUUAUUUAGUCCUGCAUAUUUUCUUGUUUUGUGGAUCAGCUAUAGCGCAUCAUCAGGGCACAAGAUUUGUAAUACCAUUACUCAUAAAAAUGGCAGCAAGUAGAUUGACUCUGCACUUCCUAGGCAACGCCGUCAUCACUUCAUAAAGGAAUAAAUUCAGCACAAGUUAAACCUUCUGACAAAGAAAUUGGUACAUGUACAACAGAGAAAUUAAACGGAUCGACUUAAUCAAGCAGGCCCACACUAUUAGUCCAUAGAUAUGCUUUCCCUACCGGCAGUUAC
Molecule: messenger RNA, 1622 nt
Organism: Acanthoscelides obtectus
Lineage: Eukaryota; Metazoa; Arthropoda; Insecta; Coleoptera; Chrysomelidae
Source: the annotation of a GenBank genome assembly